This is a messenger RNA of Botrytis byssoidea, 2133 nucleotides long. RefSeq lists its product as uncharacterized. The transcript has a single exon. Lineage: Eukaryota; Fungi; Ascomycota; Leotiomycetes; Helotiales; Sclerotiniaceae. Bases 1 to 2133 code for a protein of 710 amino acids. The record is from RefSeq and is a predicted model, not a curated record.
AUGCAAUCACCACGACGAACUACUAGACCGGCAUCGGCAGGGAGUACGAGUACGUUUGAUUCGAGACCUCGAAGUCCAUUGAGCACCAGUGCCUCAAUUGACGAUUUAUCCAGCCUGGCGAGUGAGAUAUCGUCGGUGUCCAACAAUUACUCAAUCAAAUCGGCAUCAAGAAGUACGAUUCAGGUAGGACCCACAAGGGCCCAAACAGAUCCAAUCUCCAAUCGAUAUGAAUUUGAGCCCAGACCACCAGUUCGAACAACCCUCCUCGAGCCUCAACGAUUGAUGCAGGAACCUGUAUCCUGGACGAAUUUUGUCUCGCAGCCAUCUUUAGGAGAGGGUUUGCUUAAACUUCCCGAAGAAAUACUUCUGGUUAUUCUGCGGGAGCUCAAGAAAUCACAUCUGAAAGCGGGGAGCCUAAGUUGUGCAACAUGUUGGAUGAGGGAUCUGCACAGUCUUGGAUUGAGCAACAAGAAGUGGUGGAGUGCUGCAAGAGUUAUUCUAUAUGAAGACAUACAGCUUGUUGGAAGUGAUUCGAGUUUGCAUAUGAAGAAAAAGUACAAGUCGAAACAUGGAAUCAGGUUGAGACUUCUUCGUCGAACCCUUCGGAGUCAACCAGAGCUCGCCAAAUAUGUCAAAUCAUUGAAAGUUCCUUCAAUGCCAGACUCGGCCAAAACGAAACAAGAUCAGGAUGAAUACAUGGACUUGGUAGCUUCAGUGAUAAUGGCAUGUCCAAACUUGGAACGCGUACCAGGAAUCUAUCAGCCAUACGAUCAUGAAUUCACAAAGUUCUUCCAUGCACUGGGGACGCGAUCGAAACUCGUCGAGAAAGUCUGGAUUAUCGAACCAAGCCCAAUACGACGUCUUUACAAUGCAUCUGAUGAAAUCGAAAACCCUGUGAUUGUACCAGGCCCUUUACGCUCUGAACAAUAUCUCGAUUUCUUGGGUCUUAACUCGAAUUGGCCACAUUUGCAGACACUUGUCCUUCAUUGUAGCCCCGGUGGCAUGAUUGAUUCACCUUUAUUCACUGAAAUAUUUGGACGUCUUCCAUCGCUUCAGGAUUUGUAUAUAUCGAACUUCCCACGUACUUCUUUCAAUGAUGAGAACUUGCUUUCUCUUCCAGCUCUCAAAAAACUUCGACUCGAUUCACUUCCAGGCAUAACCUCGAAUGGAUUAGCGGCCUAUGCAUCAUUACCUACUUCCACGAAUCUUAUCUCACUGUCUUUAAUAUCAUUACCACUCCGAUCACUCGCCAUCCUCGCUCGAUUUUUCACUCACCUGAAGAGCCUCAAAUCAUUCUCUUUAUCUCAGGGUCCUUCCCCUAUGCUCAAUGACCAGAAUGAUAUCUUCUUACACCCUUACCUUGCCUCGUCCACCCUCGAACACCUUCACUGGGAAAUCACGAAUCCUGAUGACGACAAGGCUUCUGAGAUCCUUGCUAAAUCUAUCGCUUUCUCCGGAUUUCCCAAUUUAAAGUCUCUCCGUGCCCCAACUGACUUUAAUGGUAUGCUUCAAAGGCUAUGCAAACCAAGGUCCAGGAUUGAAUUACCAGGAGACAAGUAUCGAAAUAUGGGAGUCGGCAACCCUCAGAAUCGAGCGGCGACUAUGCCUGCCACUAUACCCGUAACACCUCCACCAAAUCGCCAGUCAAUAUUUUCUCGACAGAGCGAGCGUCGCGAUAGUGUAAUGACUGGAAAAUCCUCAAACUCAUCUUCGCUGUCUCUUGCAUAUGAGACCCACAUAGACGGGAGCGGCAAACAUGAGAUGGUGAGUUUAUUGAGUGCUCGACAUGCUGCUCAACUUCGGAUUGAUACUGCUACGACACCACAGUUUGAUAUAAUAAUUUGGGACGAUGAUGGACAAUUCCUCGAGAGGUUCAAAUUAGGAACUUUCAUUGGCAAAGUAGAGAGUAAGAUUGUAUACAACUUGAAGCCAGAUAUUGAAGGCAGUGAUGAGUCUAUCAUGAGUGUCGAGACACUUUUGGAGAAGGGGGUCGAGUCGAAAUCUAGUGAUGGUUGUACGGGAAGUUGGAACAUAGACCUAGACUCGAAAUCAAAGGAUAGAAAGAAGAGAGAUUGGUGGUGGCAUACUGAGAGGGAAAGAUGGAGAGAGACAAAAUUGGCUACUUUCUUUUAA